AGCGCUUGGGCUCAAGCUUCCACGGGUGGACGCAGGUCUGGAAGCAGGCGCGAGCGCCCUCCUGCCUCUGCAAGCCAGCCCCCCGCGCCGACACGAUGGGGUGCUGCAUGGCCUCCCGCCAGUCUUUCGACAUGGCCUCCCGCCAGUCUUUCGACCUGACGCGGUACACAGACGCCACGAGCCUCUUCGACGCUCUUGCGUUCACCGUGGAGGGCCUUCACCCAGUGCGCUUGGUCCGCAUGCCGUGGCUUCUGCAGCAGCGCGGCACGGUCCUGAAGAGGCGCCAGGAGCUGCCAGAGGAGGCGUUCGUGUCCGCCGGCGAGCUGCGGGCCAUUUGGGAAGCCAGCGGGCGAGGAGGAAAGGACAAUGUGGCGCCGAUCAUCACCAUCUCGUUCUGCUGGGACUCACGCGAGCAUCCCGACCCCAAUGGGGUGCAGCUGAGCUUGGUGAUAGACACCCUGGAGCAGGAGCGCCACAAGUACUCCAGAGGAAAUAAUGACUUUCAGGGGUUCAGCGACAUGGGCGUCUUCUGGGACUGGCCCUCGCUGCUGCAGGGCGACCCCGACAAGGCCGAUGAGGCGAAGGCCGCCGCCCUGCGGCAAGGAAAAACCCAGAAGGACGCGCAGAAGGCCGCGGACGAGGCCAAGCGUACCCCCGCCGAGAAGGCCGCGUUCAAACAUGGGCUGCAGGAGACGAUGGACCUGUGGUACGCCCACCAAGCCACUACCGUCCUCCUGCUCACCCAGCGCCCCCGCGAGCGAGGCAGCGAGCGCGAGUGUGGCUACGACCAGUCGGGCUGGACAACGUACGAGCGUUGCUCCGCGGAGCAGAUCAAGAAGGUCUACCGUUAUGAGGCGAAGUGGGACGCCGUUGCCGACCUUGGGGGAGGGGCGGGGGUGACGAAGGCCGGGAGGAGGUGGCCGGUGGGCCCGGACGAGUUCGACCGGCUCAUCAAGGACAGGUCCUUCACCAACGGCGCGGACCGGGAGGCGGUGAAGGCGCUCUUCCGGCGGAUGAGCCGCGCGCAGCUGGGCGGCGUGACGAUUCUGGACUUCGACGGGAUGCCGCCCCCGACCCCCGCGCAGGUCGCGGGGCUCGCAGGCUGCCUGCGGCUGUGCGCCCGCCUGGAGAAAUUGGACCUGAACAAUUGCAACAUCGGCGACGACGGCGCGCAGGCCCUGGCGAAGGCGCUGCCCUCCACGCCCGGCCUGUGGUGGCUGGGCCUGGCCAGCAACGGCAUCGGCGACGACGGCGCGCAGGCCCUGGCGAAGGCGCUGCCCUCCACGCGCGGCCUGCGGCAGCUGUUCCUGGACAGCAACGGCAUCGGCGACGACGGCGCGCAGGCCCUGGCGAAGGCGCUGCUCUCCACGCGCGGCCUGCAAUGGCUGAGCCUGAGCAGCAACGGCAUCGGCGACGACGGCGCGCAGGCCCUGGCGAAGGCGCUGUCUUCCAUGCCCGGCCUGCAGGUGCUGUACCUGGGCCGCAACGGCAUCGGCGACGACGGCGCGCAGGCCCUGGCGAAGGCGCUGCCCUCCAUGCCCGCCCUGCGGAGGCUGUACCUGAGCAGCAACGGCAUCGGCGACGACGGCGCGCAGGCCCUGGCGAAGGCGCUGCCCUCCAUGCCCGGCCUGCAGUACCUGUACCUGGGCCGCAACGGCAUCGGCGACGACGGCGCGCAGGCCCUGAAGUCCGCCUUGGGCGACAGAUGCGAUGAUGUCUUGGUCCUCUGAGCCAGGGGCGAGCCGCACAGGGCGCGGGUGAGAAACGGGAGGGCGCGCGGACAAAUUUACCAGACUAGCGGUACCAGACUCAUGUACCAGACUAGCGGUACCAGACUCAUGUACCAGACCAGGCAUCAGCAUAGGCACGUGUGCCCUUGUCUUCCCAGUUUGGUGCCUCGUUUUGCCGCGAGGUCGGCAUCCUGGCCAGAUGCCUCGUUCGCGCAGUUUGCGUGGCCCCUGCGGCAUGCGGUAUGCGUGUUUUUCUGUUGGCGUCGGCGGCGCUCCCAAGGGGGGAAGCGAACCAGGGCGCAGGCCUUCUGCGGAGGCGCGUGGCUUCUCAGGAGCCCCCUGACCUUCUGCUGAGUGUUCCGUGCCUGCGGGGAGAGUUUUUGCUCGAGAAUCUGCCAGGAGGCCCGAGGCUCUCCGAGCUCUGCGUCGCCCAGCGCGCUCCACCACUCGCAGAGGGCCCGCUCGCAGGCACCCGAGACGCACACGUGCUCGCAUCGUCGUGGCAGCGGCUCGUAGAGCCCCCCCCCCGCGGCGGCUCCAGGCCACGUGCGAGCAGCUGCCCUGCGCGCAGUGGAGCGCGCCUGUCUUCUCUUCGGAGGGCCCGCCCCUUCUCGCUUUCCCCCCCGGGGGCUCGCCGACGGCGGUCGGCCUGCCAGGGGGGUGGUGCGCCAGCCACGGCGCCUCGCCGCCGUCCCCCCACCUGCUGCCGCCGCUGCGGGGAGCAGCGACCGCCUGGAGCGCGCAGCCCUGCCUCUUAUGCAGAAGAAGCAGCGUCGGGGGUGGACAGACCUCCUACCCUGACACGUCGAUUAGCGAAUUGUUGACGCUUCGCGAAUCCCCACCAGCCCAUCCUACACCAGGCAUUCGAACGAAGAGCGCCGAUGAUCGGCAGCUGUUCUCCUCCCCUUCUUCCUCCUUCUCCUCCGCCUUCUCGUCCUCCUCUCCUCCUCCUCCUCCUCCUCC
Prorocentrum cordatum is the source of this 2693-nucleotide messenger RNA. The record is from the annotation of a GenBank genome assembly. NCBI's taxonomy places the organism in Eukaryota, Dinophyceae, Prorocentrales, Prorocentraceae.